AUGCGAACUAAUUGCACGGCUAAGAACCGUAGAGCGCAGUCUCCGCAUCCGCCUACCGCCGGAUCUCCGCUUGGGAAUGUCGCCGCCAACGCUCGUGCGUGGUGCGCACGGCGGUACCGCGGAAUCCUUCCGCCUGCUGGGGAAACCGCGACAGCGCCGCGGAACGUAUCAGCCCGCGCAGGAGGGGCGGGGGGGAUCACAGGGGCGGAGGGGAUCACAGGGGCGGGGGGGAUCACAGGGGCGGGGGGAAUCACAGGGACAGGCGGAGCUGCGCCCGCGAUCUGCGGGGAGGAUGAUAGCGCCGGCGGAAGCGGCAACCGCCGCGCGGGGGCAAGGGGGAAGCGGAGCAGGCAGGGGAAUGUGGCAUCCGCUGGGCUCACCAGGCAUUCCGACUCGAGCCAACCGAGUCAACCAAGUCAACCGGGUCAAGGGGGUCAAAGAGCCCAGGCCUCCCCGCUCCUGUCCGCGUGCCCGUCGGAGCGGUCGAGUGCGUGGGGGCCAGGCGGAAGCAGCACAAGUGAUUAUAGCGAGGGGACGGACGAUGAGGAUGCGAUGUGGGAGGAUAUUGACUGGAUCGUGGAGAAGUGCCUCCAGCUGACCCACUUGGCGCGCUUCAUGUGUCUGCUCAUGUGGGCGGCUGUGACCCUGGCGGUGGCGUUUGUCGUUUUCUGGGUGACGUACCAGGGGUUUCAGGCGGCGCGGCAGGCUGAGAUUGAGCAGGAGUGCAACAAGUGGACGUCGCUGCUGGAGAGCCACUUCAGCCAGGCUGCCGACCAGGUGCGGCUGCUGGGAGCGGUCGUCUCCACCUUCUUCUUCCAAAAGCCAAACGCCACUCUCGAUCAGCACACAUUCUCCGCGCUGGUGGAUAAGACGGACUACGCCCGCCCGCUGGUGUUUGCCGUGUCCUUUGCCCUGCGGGUGACUGAGGCUGAGCGGCCGGCGUUUGAGAAACAGCAGCAGCAGCAGCUGGGGGACCCUUAUUACUGCAUCAGGCACGGCAGUGUGUGUGCGGGCAGCCAGCCGGAAUACGCCCCCAUCGUGCUCACCAGCGCAUCGGCCAACAUGAUUGGUCAAGGCCUCAUGGGCCACUCCUACCCCCUUGACCAGGAGUUGACCGCCGUUGACCCCGUUGACCAGCUGGCGCUGCAGGAGUUCCUGGCGUGGGACGACCGCCCAUCAACAAUAGAGGCGGUGACACGAGCGCGGGACGAUGGGGUGAUGGGGGCACUGGCACCGCCCUUCCGCCUGAACCUCUCCCUCCCCACCACCAACCGCCCCAUCUCGCACGGCCUCUUUAUAGUCUUCCCCGUUUACCGCACCCCCGACCCGCUCCCGGAGGGUUCGUCCUCUAGCGAGUACCGGGCGGCGUGCCUCGGCUACAUGACGGCGAUCCUGGACUUUGAACCCAUGUGGGACGCCAUGCUCGCGGAGUACCACGGCUUGGCCCUGCCCAUGUUUGCACGCAUUUAUGACGUCACGGGGAGCAGCGGGGAGAAGGGGAAGCGGGCGGGGGAGGUGGUAUACGAGCCUAGAGGACAAGAGUUGCCGGCCGGACAGGAGGACUCGUACGCGCAUGUGAACGUGGUGAACCUGGGGGACAAGUACCGCGAGUGUUCAAGGGAAAACAAAGCACUUUUUGGGGUGCCAGGAUUCAUUCUCCCUCUCCCGUCCCCGGAUUCCCCUUCCCAUCCCCUUGCCCUCGCCCUCUCACCCCUCUCAACCCUCUCACCCCACCUUAAACCCCCCUCAACCCCUCUCAACCCCCCAUCCCCAGAUACUACACAACCUAUGUACUACACGACCUAUGUAUUCCCGGCAGCGAGUGCAGGGUGGGCUAUCCUCGUUAUAGUGAUGAUGGGCCUCGCAGCGUACGUGUACUGGGCGGCGUGUGAGCGCGUGCAGCAGCUGGAGAGGGAUUACCAGCGGUUGGAAGCGGUGAAGAACCGCAUGAAAGCGGCCAAGAGGGUUGCGGAGCGGGCGAGUAAAGCCAAGGGGCUGUUUCUCACGACGAUGAGCCAUGAGCUGCGCACGCCGCUCAAUGGCGUCAUAGGCAUGCUGAACCUGCUCCUGGAGACCCCUCUCACGGUGACUCAACUUGACUACGUGGACACGGCUCGCACCAGCGGACGGGCGCUGCUGGAACUGAUCACCGAUAUUCUCGACCUGUCCAAGAUCGAGGACGCUGAGCACAUCACCCACCCACUCCCACCAGGCGCAGAAUAUGCAGUUACAGCAUGCACCAAUGGGCGUGCGGGGCGAGGUGGACACGGUGCUGCUCCCCAUGUUGCUCAUCUCUCCUUUCCGUACUUCCUUUCCUCCCCCCUUCUGACCUUGCUCCCGAGUCCCCACUCCCACCAGGCGCAGAAGAUGCAAUUGGAGCAUGUGCCCAUGGACGUGAGGGGAGAGGUGGACACGGUACUCACCAUGUUCAUCGAGCGCUUCCCCUUACCCCAACCUUCCACUCCAUCCUCUCCCACCCUACUCCUUCCAAACGCACCAGGCGCAGAAGAUGCAGCUAGAGCACGUACCAAUGGACAUGAGGGGAGAGGUGGACACGGUUCUCACCAUGUUCAUCGAGCGCUAUCCUUGCCUCAACCCUUCACCCCCUCCUUUUCCCAGGCUCAAAAGAUGCAGCUGGAGCACGUGCCAAUGGACGUGCGCGGAGAGGUGGACACGGUUCUCACCAUGUUCAUCGAGCGCUUCCGAGACAAGCCUCACCUGGAGGUGGCGGCCUACAUCGACCCGCUCGUGCCGGCAUCUGUGCUCGGCGACUCGCUGCGCUUCCGCCAGCCACACCUGGAGGUGGCAGCAUACGUCGACCCCCUUGUGCCGGCAUCCGUGCUCGGCGACUCGCUGCGCUUCCGCCAGGUGCUGAUCAACCUGCUGUCCAACGCGUGCAAGUACACCGAACGUGGACACAUCUUCAUCGCCAUCCGCACAGCCGACAUUCACGAGGACCUUCGGAGGGACGCGUCCCGAACCCACCCUUGGCGCAGCAGCAUGAGCAUGAGCGCUGCGUGCGGGCUGCCCCUGGGUGCGUGCGUGGGCGAGCAGCGGUUGCUGGCGUAUCAACAGCUGGAAGACGAGCAAGAGGAGAAGGAGGAGGAGAUGGAGAGCCAGGAGGUGGGGGAGGAAGGGCUACUGCUGCUGACUGAGGCGCAAAGGCAAGGAUUGGCAGGGGAUAGAGGGGUGGCAGGAGGGCAAAGGCAAGGCGAGGAGCAGGAGCUGUUGGAGGUGGUAGUGCAUCCCAGCAGCAGCCAUCCUGCUGCUGCUGCUGCUGCCGCUGCCACUGCUCCCACAAACAGCAGUAAGCAGCAGUACCACGAGCAGCAGCAGCAGCAGCAGCAGCAGCAGCAGCUGGCGCACGUGACGCUGAGUGGGCGGGCGGCAGAGAGGAGCUGCAACAACUGGCACGUGCUGGCUGCGCGGCGGGCGGCAUGGCUGCAGCAGGGGCGGCAGCAGCAGGCUCUGCUGCGAGGGGGAGAAGGGGGAAACUGGGGUGAGAGGGGCGAGAGGGGUGAGGAGGGAGAUGGGUGUGAGGGAGAUGGGGAGGGAGGCAAGGAAGGGUGCGUGGAGGUGGAUUGUGAGUGGGAGAGGCGGCAGUUGGUGACAGGAGGAGCAACGGCAGCAAGAAGUGGGGCAGCAGCAGACGACAGGCCUCAAACCGUUCGAUUGGUGGUUUCCGUUGAGGACACAGGCGAGGGGAUCCCCUAUGCAGCCCAGCGCACCAUCCUGAAGCCAUUCACUCAAGCGGACCCCAGCACGACCCGCACGCACGGCGGCACGGGCAUUGGCCUCUCCAUCUCUCGCCACCUCGUGGACCUCAUGGGCGGCCGCCUCUCCUUCUCCUCGCACCCUGGCCUCGGCAGCACGUUUUACUUUGACCUCCUCCUGCCCUGCGACCAGCCUCGGCCCGAGCUUGUGCCGUACCUGCAACCGGACCUGGUUUCCGCUUUGGGAAAGGUUUCCAGAAGUGGUAAUGGUUCCUUCCUUUCUCCUUUUGGUUUGGAAGAAAGGGACGGAGCUGCAAGCCUGGGAGCGAUCAAAGGCGCUCUGGUUCGGGCCAGGCUGGGUGCGAUUCUACUGGAUGACCGGCCGGUGAGGCUCGGCGUGCUGGAGAGCCUGCUCAACAGGCUCGGCGUGCCGGUGCUCAACUCUACGUUCGGCACCACCUUUACAACAGCCUUUGCAACAGCCUUUGCAGCAGGCUCAGCCUUUACAACAGCAUUUGCAGCAGCCUUUGCAGCAGCCGCCCAUGCAGCAGCCGGUGGUGGUGUUUGUGGAUUAUGA
This is a messenger RNA of Closterium sp. Yama58-4, 4290 nucleotides long. The record is from the annotation of a GenBank genome assembly. Lineage: Eukaryota; Viridiplantae; Streptophyta; Zygnematophyceae; Desmidiales; Closteriaceae.